GGCUCUUUAUUUUCUUUUUGGUUGUUGACUAGACACACUGAAUACUGGGACUGCAGCCGCGACGAGACGGCGACCUUGACGUCGUCGAUUUUCAAUUACCGUUUUGAGAAUGGCCGACGCUAUCAUGCCUUCCGUGAUGGCGAGUACUGGUGUCCGAAUGACGAAAGCGCUACCGAACAACUCGACCUCGGUCACCAUAUCUAUUUGCUGCUGCUCGAUAACAGACUGUUUCUUGCGCCCAUUACACCCGAACCACAGAGAGUGCUGGAUAUCGGCACGGGCACGGGAAUUUGGGCAAUUGAUUUUGCUGACUCGUGGCCCACCGCUCAGGUCAUCGGUACUGAUCUUUCACCUAUACAGCCCAACUGUGUUCCUCCCAACGUCCAGUUCGAGAUCGACGACGCUGCUGAUGAGUGGACGUUCCCCAAAGAAUCUUUCGACUUCAUACAUGUCCGCGGUCUCUUUGGUAGUCUUCGUGACUGGCCUGCUUUCUACCGCCAAGUGCUUGCCCACCUCAAACCCGGCGGAUAUUUCGAACAGAUGGAAUGCUCUGUCUACUGCCACGCCGAUGAUGGUACAAGCCCUCCAGAAUCUCCGCUUGUGCGCUGGGGUGAGCUCUUUAACGAGGCUGGCAUCAGAACGGGCAAAACUGUUAACGUAAUUGAUCACCAAUAUCAAUGGCUGAAGGACGCCGGCUUCGAAGACGUAAAAGAACACCGCUUCAAGAUGCCGGAUGGUCCAUGGCCAUCAGCAAAGACGGAGCAAGGAAAGAAGCUGAAACAGAUAGGCAGCUUGAGAUUGCUAGAGGUCGAAGCCGGAAUGGAAGGCUGGUCAAUGGCGCUGUUCACAAGGGUAUUAGGCAUGUCCUAUGAAGAAGUGCAGCUGUUUCUAAUGGAGAUGAGAAGGGCUUGGAGGGAUAAGCGGGAGCAUGGUUACACCCGCGUCGGUGUCGUCUACGGAAGGAAACCCUCCAGGUGA
Exophiala aquamarina CBS 119918 is the source of this 978-nucleotide messenger RNA. RefSeq lists its product as uncharacterized. Lineage: Eukaryota; Fungi; Ascomycota; Eurotiomycetes; Chaetothyriales; Herpotrichiellaceae. The transcript is spliced from 2 exons. The coding region runs from base 110 to 661 and encodes 183 amino acids. The record is from RefSeq and is a predicted model, not a curated record.